Messenger RNA from Exophiala spinifera, 3843 nucleotides. RefSeq lists its product as uncharacterized. Gene Ontology annotation, molecular function: proteasome binding; cysteine-type deubiquitinase activity. The transcript is spliced from 12 exons. The record is from RefSeq and is a predicted model, not a curated record. Gene Ontology annotation, biological process: protein deubiquitination; regulation of proteasomal protein catabolic process; proteasome-mediated ubiquitin-dependent protein catabolic process. Lineage: Eukaryota; Fungi; Ascomycota; Eurotiomycetes; Chaetothyriales; Herpotrichiellaceae. Bases 1 to 3843 code for a protein of 1280 amino acids.
AUGGCCGGUGUGCAAGGAAACAUACGGUCCUUCAUUGCGCCGAUCAAAGGAUCUGGUCGACUUGCACCUACCCUCCUUGAAGACCUCUCGCUUUAUGAGCCAUGGGGGCAUCCGCAAAGCCCAAACCUACUGGCGGACGGACCGGUAAAGCUCAGCCAGACUCAAUACCUAGGAGAUCUUCUCCCUCUUGACGGCUGUCGACACAAGUUUGGGCUGAAACCGAGACAAUCGAACCCUCCUGCAUUAGACGAAAAGGCAGAUCCGCAGACAGUCUGGACCGUUGCGGCGUUUUGUCAGGUGUGUCGCCUCCAUGUACAUCUGAAGGUUGACUACUCUGUGCGAUUCGAACAAGCGCCUUGCCCCAACCCCGAACAUCCCUUACACCAUUUGGUUAGAUCUGAGUAUCAGGAACCGUUAGAACGCAAUGCAUGGUUACGGCAGAACCCAAGCUCAAGAGACGAGAUCUAUACCUACAAAUGCUCUUCGAAGACUUGUUCCGCAACCGUCACAGUCCGCCUAGGCACUCCAGUACUCCGGCCUAGCGACGUCAAAGUGCUCCUCGACCCCGAGAUGUUGCAGCAAAGAACAGAAGCUGCCUUCAAGGACCGAGGAGGUAAUACAGAGGGCAUGGGCCAUCCAAAACCCGUUGAUGUGCUUACCGACCUACGCGCGUACAUUAAGAAUUCGUGGAAAGCACGUCAAGAUCCCAAAUACAGUUCUAUAAACCUCGCCAAUAAGAGAUUCAUGGUACGCUUCGGGCCAGAGGGAACUGCGUGUAAGGAUGUUCUUGAGCAUCUCGGAUUUGAGCUUGUGCCUGGAGAUUGCUGGAAGGUGCCAAACCCGGAUUUCAAUGAUACUGAGCCGUUCCAAAGUCCGAUGAAUAUCUGGUUGGACAAUGCCGAGCAUGAACUUGUCAGCUUGCUACUACGCCGGCCUCAGGAAGAGCGACAACAGCUACAUGACGUUGCGCCUCCUUUACCCGCAGAAAGAGAGCUGUCCCGUGCCUUGGGAUGUCAAGAUUCGAAGCUUUUGCCUGAAAUGCGAACUGCUCCUUUCAUUGCGCUUGGAUGUCCGAGAGAUCUAGCAAAUCAUCUGAUUGUGAAAGCAUACCAUUGGCAGCUUGAGACAGAUCCCGUGAAUGCGCCGACGUAUCUGAGUAACCUGCGAUACAUUGCCAACAACCGCCAAAGCGAGGAACUUGAGACCGAGGUGAUGUUGGAGACUUCGAAGGGUCGCUUUGAUGUGGAAACGUUGGAUUCGGCGUACAAAGCUUUUCAACUUACUGGCCGAGAAGGUCUCGUCAAUGACGACGACAUUAUUGGUGCAUUUAUGGCCACAAUAGCGGACGCUCCCAGCCAGGAACAUGAAUUGAGAGAGUACCUACGCAUCAUAGGUGUCCAUCGGAACAGUAAGAAGAUUUCUGAUGCGGCGCAAAAUGUUAUCAACAACUAUGAGCAAGCUCUAGCCUUUCUCGGUGCUGAUCAAACUACAGAAGAUGCACACAUUCAAGCUUUGUUUACUGUGAAAACCUCUGAAAACAAAGAUUUAGAGCCGCAAGCUACUCAGGCUGUCCGGUUGAUAGCAGAACAUCGCAACAGUCAAUUUUUGUCUCACCUAGUUGAUACCGGAUUCUCACAAGAGACACAGCAAAUGGAUCCUGCGGAGGGUUACCAAGCCUUACAAAUUGAACACCGGGAGGUUGACGAUGAGAUGAUCAUGCUUCAGUACGACAUGGCCGUGGAAGAGAACCCAGGCAGUGUUGAAUACUACACCAAAGCUCUAGCUGCGAUCGCAAGUGGUAGAAAGAGUGAUGCUUUGCUCAACCAUCUGCACAGCAAGGCUCCACAAGCGCCUGAGGGUACACAAGACGAACCUGUGGGCUUAGAGAAUAUCGGAAACACCUGCUAUCUCAAUAGCCUACUACAGGCUCUUUUCACCCUAAUAACGUUUCGGCAUGUUGUCCUCGAUUUCGAUGAGUACAAGAUGAGCCUGGAGCCCGAAAAUAUGGAGAAGAAACGGGUCGGUCAACGCAAAGUCAGUCUGAAGGAAGUGCAAAGUGCUCAAAAAUUUGUCGAACAACUCGGAUAUCUAUUCCGAGGCAUGAUUGAAACACCACAAUCCUCCAUCAAACCAGAACAAGAGCUAGCCCGUUUGACUCUCGAGACCGAGAGUGUUAAAGAGCGACUGCGUCGAAGAUCCACACUCGUGUCGGAAAGACCCAGUCUGGGCCACAUCGAUAGUCUGCACAUGUUGGGACCUCCAACAUUGGCAGAAUACAAGCAGAAGGAAGACACAAAGAUGGAUGAUAAUUCUAGCGAAGCCACCUUGAUAUCCAAACCAGACACGGACAUUGUGCGAGCAGAAGAUACUACAGAAGUCGAACAGCAAUCAAUAUUAGACAACAAGGAGAACUUAUCGCCUCUAAAGGAAUCAUCAGUGAUGGAGACAGCGUCCGCAUCUACUGCCGAUCCUUUGGGCCCAACAUCUCCCUCAAAGUUGAAUCCUCCUCCAGGAAAGCCACCACCAGUACCGCCCAGAAAGCCUGCUCACACAGCGACCACGACCCUCGAGGAAUAUGCACGUCAGCAAGAUGUCACUGAGGUUAUGAAUCACUGUAUUAUCCAAUUGUCAUGUGCCAUUCGACCCACAGGAUUUGACCAAAGUGGUGAACAAAUUGAUGAGAUUCAUGAUCUUUUCUUCGGCCAGCAACUCAUUCAUACGCAGCCGGAGAAAGAAAAGCCUCAACCUUUACCGUUUCUCAACAUUAUCACGCGAGUCUAUCAUCAACCUUUAGAUGUCUACGCUGCCAUCGAUAAUGAAUAUGAUUUGCAAGACGCACAGGACGGUACCAAAGCCUACACAUCCGUCACUCGUUUGCCGCCAGUCCUUAGCGUGGCCCUUGACAGGGUGUCGUGGAAUCAGGAGGCAAAGCGCCAGGAGAAGCUCAAUCAUCACGUGGAAGUGCCAGAGACCAUUUAUAUGGAUCGAUAUCUUGAAAGCGAUACCUCAUCCGACUUGAUGCAACGUCGCCAACAAACAUGGGAGAUGAAACGAGAGCUGGCGGCACUUGCAACUCGGAGAAGCUUCCUCGAGGAGAAACAAGUGAAUGUUCCCAGCGUCCUGGAGGAUGCGAAGCUUGUCCUUGAAUAUCUAAGCACAAUCCCACCCGAUCCAGUCUCAGAAGAGCUCAAUAUCAACCCGGAUAUCACAAAUACCCUAGGAAACCUCGCGGGGCAAGCUCGAUCAGAGCUCGAAGGGAUUCGCAGCCGAAUGGACCACCUAAACAUGCAGGUCAAAGAGGCAUUCGUUGACAUGCGCAAGCACCCUUACAGACUUCAUGCGGCCUUUUUCCACCGUGGUGGUGCAGCAGGAGGACACUACUGGGUGUACAUUUUCGAUCACAAAAAGGAAGUGUGGCGGAAAUACAACGACGACCGUGUCAGCACUGUUCACAACCGGAACGAGAUAUUCGGCAGACCUACACAGGACAACUGGGGCCCGCCGCCAAACCCGUACCUGCUGAUUUACAUCCAGGCAGAUCGGAUCGACGAGCUGGCCGAAACAGUCAAGCGGGACAUCGUCUAUCCUCCACCGGAUGCGCCACCGCCGGUGCCCGCACGUAGUCAAAUGAGUGAAGUGCCGCCAGACUGGUCGCAGUUCCAGGGCGAUGUGGAAAUGGUGGAGUUCGCCGAUGGCACUGGUGAUGCUGGUGAGCAGGCCCAGAUUUCUACACCCGAAGAGCCAUAUCCGUAUGAGUCGGACAUCUCGCGGCCGCAGGCCAAGGAAUCAAAGGAAACGUGGGAUAACAGCGAGCUGAUGCCCAACAGGACGAUUCAGUGGUAA